GUUUUGGGUGCCUUCAGAAAAUAGCUUGUAUAUAUAGACUGGCGUUUGUCCCUGCUUUUCCAUGUCGCGCAACGUUGUCGAUCUCUACGGCGUCGCGUCUGCCAUUUCCAGAGUCGGUUGUGUGUUUAUUGAAACACAACGAGAAGCACUCUGUAAACAUGUUGUCACUUCCAGUCUUUUGAAUCCUACACCCAUUAUUCAAUCGUCGCCACCACAGCCAGCACCGACAGCACAACAUGACCAACACCCGCAAUCAACCACUGUCCCUGAGGAACAGCAACAACAACAACAACACGUUGGCACGGUAACUGACCAACACAAUGUCUCUGAUCGAUCGGCUCUGGAAACACCUACGCAGCAUACCGCGUCACCAUCACAACAACAAAAAAUCGAAAAGCUGGUCGUAACCAAGGAACCACCACAACCAACACCAGCUCAAGACACUAGUACUGCCACUGCUGCUGGUAGUAGUGCGACCCCGGGAACGACGUUGGAUGCCUCAGAAAUAUCCAAACUCGCUGAAGAAUUACAAGCUGCAUCGAACCAACCUGUUUAUGAAGCCAUUACGGAAGAGCCAUUAGAACAACGCAAAGCAUUAAAAGAAUCGCGGAUACCGACGACACGUAUCGGUCGACUAUGGCACUACGGCACACUCGCAACUGGAUUGGGUGUGGGUGCGAUCAACGAAUCACUCAAACGCGCCACAGGCAUUUCCAAAACGAAGCAAGGGUCGGUCAUCUUGAGCGAACGCAACGUCGAUCUAUUAGUGGACAAGAUCUCACGCAUGCGCGGUGCCGCAUUAAAGAUGGGCCAAAUGUUGAGUAUUCAGGGCAUCCAAGCAGCAAGCGACACAGAGAGCUGGAUCCCACCACAAAUCGAACAAAUCCUGUUGCGCGUCCACGACAGUGCCAACUACAUGCCGCAACGACAGAUGGAACAGGUGAUGGCCAAAGAUUUGGGUAAAGACUGGCAAGCCAACUUGUUCAAAGACUUUGAUCCCGUGCCGAUCGCCGCAGCAUCGAUUGGUCAAGUCCAUCAGGCAACGCUCAAGACAGGCGAACAUGUGGUGAUCAAGAUCCAAUACCCGGGCGUGCGCGAUUCCAUCGACAGUGAUCUAAGCAAUCUGAUGGCUAUCCUCACGUUCAGCAACUUGCUGCCCCGCGGCAUGUACCUCGAUAACACGGUCCGAGUGACAAAGCAGGAGCUGGCUUGGGAAUGUGAUUAUGUUCGUGAGGCAAACAAUACGGAACGCUACCGUGAAUUGGUCGGCGAUGAUCGUCGGUAUAAGGUUCCGCAGGUGUACAAGGAUCUGUGCAGUCCAAAUAUUUUGGUGUUGGAACGGCUCCAGGGCCGAGUACUUAGCAAGGCCGUGACCGAAAAUCAACAAUUGCGAAACCAGCUUGGCGAAAGCUUAUUGCGACUGUGCUUGCGUGAGGUAUUUUCAUUCCGAUUCAUGCAAACAGAUCCCAAUUGGUCCAAUUUCUUCUACAACCCACGAAACGGCCAAGUCGAACUGUUAGACUUUGGCGCGUGUCGCGCAUUUGGUGAGGAUUUCUUAUCGUUGUAUGGCCGCAUCCUGAAAGCAGCAGCAGCAGGCGACCGUGAUGGUGUCUGGGAAUUCUCAGAAAAGCUGGGCUUUGUCACGGGAUAUGAAACAGCAGUGAUGCGGGAGGCGCACAUUGACAGUGUCAUGGUUCUUGGCGAACCUUUCCGCAAGGAUGCACCGGAUGCCUUUAAUUUUGGCGUGCAAACGAUCACUGGCCGUGUACGUGACACGAUCCCUGUCAUGCUCCGUCAUCGCUUGACACCCCCACCGGAUGAGACGUAUGGCUUGCACAAGAAAUUGUCGGGCGCUUUCUUGCUGUGCACAAAACUCGGCAGUACAUUUGACACCAAGGCUGUUUGGCAGGAUGAGGUUGCACGCAUUUCAAUGUAAAAAAAAGAGAACGGUCCACAUACACAGACACACAUUUGCACACAUACAGCCAGAUAUUACACGAUAUAUGUAUAAUUAGACAGAAACGUCAUCCACCCCUCCCUUUUAUAUUGUAUACUUUUUUCUUUCUUUCUUUCUUUCUUAGAGAUCGUACUCAUCAUCCGAAUCAUCAUCGAAGCGUCGUCGGUUGUACUACCCACGCAUAAAAC
Molecule: messenger RNA, 2145 nt
Organism: Zychaea mexicana
Lineage: Eukaryota; Fungi; Mucoromycota; Mucoromycetes; Mucorales; Lichtheimiaceae
Product: ABC1 family-domain-containing protein
Exons: 3
Coding region: 62-1936 (624 amino acids)
Biological process (GO): ubiquinone biosynthetic process
Cellular component (GO): extrinsic component of mitochondrial inner membrane
Molecular function (GO): kinase activity
Source: RefSeq, a predicted model, not a curated record